Messenger RNA from Hippocampus zosterae (dwarf seahorse), 1901 nucleotides. RefSeq names its product zinc finger protein 385B (gene znf385b). Bases 93 to 1421 code for a protein of 442 amino acids. The record is from RefSeq and is a predicted model, not a curated record. NCBI's taxonomy places the organism in Eukaryota, Metazoa, Chordata, Actinopteri, Syngnathiformes, Syngnathidae. Gene Ontology annotation, molecular function: nucleic acid binding; zinc ion binding. Gene Ontology annotation, cellular component: nucleus. The transcript has 8 exons.
AGGGCCGUUGUCGGUGACGUACUUCCGAACGCGCGCGUGCUAGCCGAGAGACGUCUCCGGUCACUUCCCGUGCUGCGCGCAACAGCGGGAAAAUGGACGGACGCAAACGCUGGAGCAGUUUCGACGACGGCAGAGAAAUGAGGAGCUACAACGGCAGAGACAAGUUCAAGUUCCCCAGAACGAUGAGUGGCGCCAACCAGCAUUACGGCCAACAUUACAACGAGCAAUACAACGCGAAUUACAGCGCACAGCCCGGCGAGAACUACAACCAAGGUGCCAGCGAGCAUUACAACGAGCAUUACGCCGCGCCACUCGGCCCCGGAGCGAACCGCUACAGCGGCGACGCCGGCUUCCAGCGCUUUCCCGCGGAGCCCGGCGUCCAUCGAGCGCCGUGGAAUCAAAACAAGACGGAGGCCAUUUGCUGUUGCCCGGCACACGAAGGAAACAUGUGCGCCACGCUGGCCGCCGCCCUCCCGGGCCUGCUCGCUGGCGCCGGAGGACAAGGCGGGAUCAUGAUGAAACCUUUCCUGCAUUUUCCCGUCAACAACAACACCGCUGCUCCACCUGCGCCUCAUCUUUUCCCAAAUUUCAACGCGAUGGACCCGGUGCAGAAAGCGGUGCUCAAGCACACGUUCGGCGGCCGCGCAGGCGGGGCCAAGGCGAGGAGGAGCACGCAGCCGGUCGAGUGCAGCGUCUGCCGGAUCAAGUUCAACUCGGACUCGCAGGCGGAGGCGCACUACCGAGGCAGCCGUCACGCCAAAAAGCUGAAGAUGCAGCAGAGCAAGGAGGAGCACGACGAGGCGUCGGUCGACGCGGCCGCCAAAGACGGCGGCGAUGCUGGCCCCGCCCCUUCGACGGGAACGAGCGCCGUAUUCAACUCUUCUCUUGUCGCCGCAGAUGCGGCCCCCUGCGGCAGCGCGGCGGACCAGGCGGCCCCGCCCGCCGGCGAGUGGGACGGCGAGCGGGCCAAGAAGCUGCUCUACUGCUCGCUCUGCAAAGUCUCCGUCAACUCCCUCAUGCAGCUGGAGGCCCACAAUUCAGGCACCAAGCACAAGACCGCGUUGGACGCCCACGCCCGCGGCGGUUCGGGUCCCGUCAAAGCGUCGCCGCGAGCCGGCGCCAAGGUCAAGUCGCCUUCCAAGAGUUGCGCCCCUCAGAACAAAAGCUUCCACUGCGGAACCUGCAACAUCCUGGUCAACUCUGAGAUUCAACUCAAGCAGCACAUCUCCAGCAGGAAGCACAAAGACCGCCUGGCGGGGAAGCCCAGCAAGCCCAAAUUCAACAAAAGUCAACGCAUGGAGGUGAGCACGUCUUCUGAUUUGACCUCGCCGCCGCCUGCCCCCUCGUCCGGCUCUUUACCCCACCCCGCGCCCGGACCAAUCAGAGCCGGUCAAGGCUCCGCCCUCUUCGCGCCCUACUGAACCGGACGGCAACGUCGACAGGUAAGGCCGUCCCGGUGGCCUCCACGUUUGGAUCGGCGGCCUUAAGACGCCCGGCGUGCCAAAAAGCCGCCUGCGCCUUUUUCGGCGGCGUCCUGGAGCCUCGGACUUGAAUUCACUCCAGCUUGGAACGUGAACCGUUUUGGGGCCACAAUAAGCGUUGGAAAGUUCCUUCCUCUUCGGCCCGGGGGAGAAAUUCUCCACGGGAAAUCCCCGUCUUCGUCAUGGCCGAGUGUCGCUUUUGGAUGCCUCAAAGACUUUGUCGGUGGCGCAUUUGCAAAGAAACGAGACAUGCCCGGAAAAUGCGCCACACAUCCCCGACCUCCCGAAAUGUGGGCGCAGGCGCCCGUCAAAAGGAAGUGAAGAUGGCCCCGUUUGUUUGUGAAACGGAACCGUAGCGCUUGGGAAUCCGCCCGGGGAACCGGAUCCAAAAGGCCAGGGUCAAAUAAAAGGCCAGAAAUG